GUCUCAAAAAACAAACAAACAAACAAACAACAACAACAAAAACUCCUAGCAACUGCACUGCCCUGCCUCGGACUCGACGCCCGCCGGUGACGCACACGCUGCGCCGGAAGUGCGACCCAUCUGCCUCCAGGCUUUGUCAUGGCUGCUGCUGCCGCGCGCUGGAACCAUGUGUGGGUCGGCACCGAGACUGGGAUCUUGAAAGGGGUAAACCUUCAGCGAAAACAGGCGGCGAACUUCACGGCCGGAGGACAGCCGCGGCGCGAGGAGGCAGUGAGUGCCCUGUGUUGGGGCACGGGCGGCGAAACCCAGAUCCUGGUGGGCUGCGCGGACAGGACGGUGAAGCACUUCAGCACCGAGGAUGGCAUAUUCCAGGGUCAGAGACACUGCCCGGGCGGGGAGGGCAUAUUCCGUGGCCUCGCCCAGACCGACGGCACCCUCAUCACAUGUGUGGAUUCUGGGAUUCUCAGAGUCUGGCAUGACAAUGACAAGAACACAUCCUCUGACCCACUCCUGGAACUGAGAGUGGGCCCUGGGGUGUGUAGGAUGCGCCAAGACCCAGCACACCCCCAUGUGGUUGCCACAGGUGGGAAAGAGAAUGCUUUGAAGAUGUGGGACCUGCAGGGCUCUGAGGAACCUGUGUUCAGGGCCAAGAACGUGCGGAAUGACUGGCUGGACCUGCGGGUUCCCAUCUGGGACCAGGACAUACAGUUUCUCCCAGGAUCACAGAAGUUUGUCACCUGUACAGGGUACCACCAGGUUCGUGUCUAUGACCCAGCAUCCCCCCAGCGCCGGCCAGUCCUAGAGACCACCUAUGGAGAGUACCCACUGACAGCCAUGACCCUCACUCCGGGAGGCAACUCAGUGAUUGUGGGAAACACUCAUGGGCAGCUGGCAGAAAUUGACCUUCGGCAAGGGCGUCUACUGGGCUGUCUGAAGGGGCUGGCAGGCAGUGUCCGUGGGUUGCAGUGCCACCCUUCAAAGCCUCUACUAGCUUCCUGUGGCUUGGACAGAGUGUUGAGGAUACACAGGAUCCAGAAUCCACGGGGUCUAGAGCAUAAGGUUUAUCUCAAGUCUCAAUUGAACUGCCUCCUCCUGUCAGGCAGGGACAACUGGGAGGAUGAGCCCCAAGAGCCUCAAGAACCCAACAAGGUGCCCCUAGAAGACACAGAGACAGACGAACUUUGGGCAUCCUUGGAGGCAGCUGCCAAGCGGAAGCUCUCGGAUUUGGAGGAGACCCAAGGAGCUCUCCAAACCAGACGGAGAAAGAAGAAGCGGCCUGGGUCCACCAGCCCUUGAUGCCCCUGUGCCUGCCCACUUUGUAAAUAAACAGCUGAACAUCCACC
Molecule: messenger RNA, 1343 nt
Organism: Rhinopithecus roxellana (golden snub-nosed monkey)
Lineage: Eukaryota; Metazoa; Chordata; Mammalia; Primates; Cercopithecidae
Gene: WDR74
Product: WD repeat domain 74
Exons: 11
Coding region: 139-1296 (385 amino acids)
Biological process (GO): ribosomal large subunit biogenesis
Cellular component (GO): nucleolus; preribosome, large subunit precursor
Molecular function (GO): protein binding
Source: RefSeq, a predicted model, not a curated record